This is a messenger RNA of Hemibagrus wyckioides, 5798 nucleotides long. RefSeq names its product potassium channel, subfamily K, member 2b (gene kcnk2b). The coding region runs from base 361 to 1650 and encodes 429 amino acids. Lineage: Eukaryota; Metazoa; Chordata; Actinopteri; Siluriformes; Bagridae. Gene Ontology annotation, cellular component: membrane. Gene Ontology annotation, biological process: potassium ion transmembrane transport; stabilization of membrane potential. The transcript has 7 exons. Gene Ontology annotation, molecular function: outward rectifier potassium channel activity; potassium ion leak channel activity. The record is from RefSeq and is a predicted model, not a curated record.
UUCGGAAUCAGUUCAGUACGUUCGCUACUUCAGAUAAGCGCCCGCGCGCCACGGCGACAACCACCGCCGGUCUUCCUCCGGUAACCGAGAUGCGCGGAAACCGAUCUGGAGCACGUCUUUAAUAAAUAAAUAAAUAUAUAUUUAAAUAAAGGGUGGGAUGUGUUUUCACUUGGACACGGUGUUCCGGGUAAUAACGUUUCAGCGAGAGCAUCAACCGGCGCGUGGAGAGAGACGGGAUUCAGAAGACGGCGCGCGCGACAACCGCGAGCUGAACGGAAAUACUAACGUAAGCGUCGCGAGCAUCACACCGGAAAGACUGCCGAUGAAGGAAAGCGAACAUUUGGGAUUGGGAAUUAAAGAAUGGCCGCUCCUGAUCUUCUGGACCCCAAAGCUGCUGCUCACAACUCCAAGCCCCGCCUGUCUUUCUCCGCCAAGCCGGUGGUGUUGAACACUCAGGAUGAGUUUGAGCCACGAGUCAGCGUAAUGCGUUGGAAAACUGUGCUCACCGUCUUCCUAUUGGUCGUCCUCUACCUUAUCAUGGGUGCUACGGUGUUCAAGGCCCUUGAGCAGCCGCAUGAGAACUUGCAGAAACUCACUAUCCUUACCCAGAAGCUUCAGUUUCUUGCUGAUCACCCCUGUGUCAACUCCACCGAGCUGGAGGAGUUAGUGAAGCAAGUGAUGUCCGCCAUUCGAGCCGGCGUGAACCCUUCUGGAAAUUCGUCCAACGUGACAAGUUUAUGGGAUCUGAGCAGCUCCUUUUUCUUCGCUGGGACUGUUAUCACCACUAUAGGAUUCGGGAACAUUUCCCCUCAUACAGAAGGAGGCCGGAUAUUCUGUAUCGUGUACGCGCUGCUGGGAAUCCCUCUGUUCGGCUUCCUGCUGGCCGGAGUGGGCGACCAGCUGGGGACCAUAUUCGGAAAGGGCAUCGCUAAAGUGGAGAAGAUGAUUGUGAAAUGGAACGUGAGCCAGACGAAGAUCCGCGUGAUCUCCACGGUGCUCUUCAUUCUCUUUGGCUGCCUGCUUUUUGUCACAUUGCCAGCCAUCAUCUUCAAGCACAUUGAAGGCUGGAGCACCCUAGAGGCCAUUUACUUCGUCGUCAUCACCUUGACGACUAUCGGUUUUGGUGAUUUCGUGGCGGGUGAGAGCGAACGCCGUCACCAGCAGGACAGCAACGGUGGCUCCGAGAUGGAAUACUUAGAGGACUAUUAUAAGCCGGUAGUAUGGUUUUGGAUUCUGGUGGGCCUGGCCUACUUCGCUGCAGUGCUCAGCAUGAUCGGGGACUGGUUCCGGGUCAUCUCAAAGAAAACAAAAGAGGAGGUGGGUGAGUUCCGAGCGCACGCGGCGGAGUGGACGGCCAACGUUUCUGCUGAAUUCAAAGAGACUCGUCGGCGCCUCAGCGUUGACAUCUACGACAAGUUCCAGCGUGCCGCUUCCAUCAAGCGCAAGCUCUCGGCUGAGCUCGGGCUCAACAACGCGCCGAUCAGCCAGGAGAUGACGCCGGGAAAGCGGGCGCUCUCUGUCAACUUUGGAGAAGACAGAGAGACGUAUCCAAGCUUCGCGCUGGCACGCAACGGCAGCCUCUUCCUCAACGGCCUCAGCCCGGAAUACGCCGACCGGCGUGACAUCGCCAUAAUAGAACAUCUGAAAUGAGAACCCAGGAGGAGACAAAAAGAAAGAGAUGGAAAGAAUAGAGAAAGGAGUGAGAGUGGCGUGUGAAGGAUUUCAGGAUUAGAACUUCUGCACUCUUCACCUCUGAAGAGCGUUUACAGGAUUAAUCCUCCUCACACUGACCCUUGACUCCGCCCCUUUCUCAGAGAAGCUCACCACUUAGAGCGCUAAAGCCUCCGAACUACUUUGUACCAUCAACGAUGAACCAGUUGUGUCUUUUCCCUCCAAAAAAAGUGACGAGAACCUUCUGGAACUUGUUAAAGCAACACUCUGAAUGCGUCUCCAUCGUUCCAGGUUUUCUUUUAUUUUGUUUCGUUAAUUUCGCGAGCUGUUUAGAAGAAAAGAAAAAAAACAAACAAAAAAAACAAAACAAAGAAUGUCUACAUCUUUUUAGCUCUGCAAUUCAUUUCAGUGCCUUAAUGACUACAGAACUCUUACAAAACUGCAUGUGUUUUUGAUCUAUUUCUGGAAUCUGCUUGGAUAUUAAGCGAAAAAGCAAACCCACAUGGGGUUUGAAAUCCAAAACAGGUAGGUAACCCGGGGGGCUGCUAAGGUCUGCUGUUGCCAUGGUGAGCUGGGAAUAGGACACGAGCCUCCCGGCCACAAAAAAAAAAAAAAAAACUACAAGGAUCGCCAUGGUUACUAAAGCAUGGCAACCGAGUGUAGUCUGCCUCUCACACACACACACUUCACACUUCACACAGACUACAAGUGCAAAUCAGAGACGUGACUCCGGAGAGAUCCAGCGGCAUUUCGGAUGCGGAUUGCGGUCGCCGAUCACUCGUGUGUGUGUGUGUGUGAUGAUGAUGUGAUGAACCGUGUCACCUUUGCACAAUACACACAAGGUUCGAAUGAAAAAAAAAAUGAAUCACACACCCUAGAAACUGGUCGUGCUGUUCAUGAAACCAUGUGGGAAAAUGAUAGCAAUAUUUUAAUUUCGUAUCGUUUGUUAGCAUCGCUGUUUACUUUUUCUGGCGGAAACAACAAAAUUCGCCUAAGCACCCAGUUCACAAAAGAUCCUACUCAGAUAAUGUCCCAGAGAUGCUCAAAUCGUCAGAAAGUAGCGGCUAAGAAAGAUAAACCUUAGGGGUGGAUUUAUGAUUAAUCAGUCGCUGCAGGAUUUCAGAGAGUUUGUUUUUUGCCAAAAAUGCUUGAUUUUGCAGCUUUUGUAAAAAAAAAAAAAAAAAAAAAAAAACUCUUUUUUUUUAGUUUGGAAAUGAAAGGUACUUCUGCAGAAUUUGAUUGCAUGAAUCCUAUCCUGCUUAAACAUUCACUUUCUUUUUCUCAGUCAUGGCACGUCCUGAGCUGUAUUGUUAUGUAUGUUAUCUGAAGCGGCAUGUUUUAAAGGCUGACAUAUGCAACGUAAAAGGGAACGCGGCAAUAGAGGCGGUGUUUAUUCAAAGUAUUGAAACAUCUUCUCUUUUUAAUUUUUUUAAACAAUUUUCUAAUCAGCUUUAGCACCAAGAAGUGGUUGAAGUGCAUGGGGUGAAUGAGAGAAGAGUUGUCAGCUUGUGAAAAGUUCGAAACGAUCGUGAUCGAUGUGUCAUAAAUAAGACUGGGAAUCAGCGCUAGCUUCUGGUCAUUACGUUGAAAACCAAAAAUGGACUACUAGGAUAGUUUUGCUCCAUCUCUGACAUGUCAAAAAACAGCUUUAUGAAUGUUUUCACACUGUCACUGAUAAUGUGAAAGCUUUCAUUUGGACCGGAAAGCAUGCCAUGGUACCAGAACCCGAGACUUCCAGGUAUGGGUUCGGGUUGCACUGGAAACCGUGCUGCGAUUCCCAUGAACGUGAAUGAAACUAUUAUUCAGAUCCACAAUUGUUCAGAGAAUAAAGUAACCUGCACAUGUUUAUCAUUCGUUUCCAGAGCACAAGUGUACUAUGAGUGGUAGAGGAACGUUGUGGGUGGGACACAAGAGACAGGCGAGGUGCCUUACUGCACAUUACGGUGUGCCAAUAUGGUUGGGUUGUCCAUGGACGUCUGUGAUGAUGUAAGAGGAACGCAAAUGCUCAGAGAAUCAAGUGAAUCUAAGAUUGCAGGGGUGCCAAAACUAUUGCACUCGGAUUUAGACCACAGCCCAGUGUGAAAACCACCUCAGCCUUUAUUUUUAAUUUUUUUUAAACAUCUAUUUCAUUUUUAAGUUUACUUUCAACAUGGUGUUUUCGUGCCUUCGUCGCUUUCAUACGUUCAUAUCAAAGCUUUCAAAUACAGGAAGUGACCUUUGGCCGUGGAGACAGCGAGACCUUUCUGAAGUGGUGCAACAGAUUUAAUGGUAUAUAUACAUUGAGAUAAUCUUGAAUCCAUCAGCGUAAAGCAUUCAGAUCAAAUGUACUGCAUGUGAUGGAGAAUUAGGCGAAAUUCUUAGUGAGUAGGUGAAACCUUAAGUAUGUAUUGAAUGCAUGGAGCAUGUUUCCCGACUCGCUCACGGAUGACCUUCCCGUCUGUGUUUGACGUGAUGGUUUUGACAGCAACCUCUCGGGUCAUGGAGAGGAAACGGUGUAAAAGUGAAAAGAGAGAUGUUGCAGCUUAGAUAAGACCUUCUGUUACAGAACGUCUGCUGCCUGCAGGGGCUUGUGUGUGUGUGUGUGUGUGUGUGUGUGUGUGUGUUUGUGUGCGCGCUUCUGCUCAGUCUGGAAGUAGGGUUCAGCAUACAGCCUUAAGACGAUGACAAAAUAUCACAUAUAUCCUGUCUUAUAUAUUAUAUACAUAUAUACAAGAUGAACUCUGGAUUCUGAUUGGUCAGCAGCUCUGACAUCCUCAGAUCACAGUUUUCUAUUAAUAAUGCCAUCUUUCGAAGGGAAACAGAUUUGCCUGUAAUCAUCGAGGUCAUCAACUUUUGCUGUAAAUGUAUCAUUUAUGGUCGUGUCUGUAUGGUAUGUGUUUUGCCUCACGGGAAAGUCUUCUUCCAUUAAGAAAACGGACAGAUUGUUGACGUGUGGAAGGAGCGCUGUCACAGGAAGUGACCUAACUAAUAACUAACAUAAACAGAUUAAAAGUGUUCUUUAAUAAAUGAAAAUGGUAAUAAUUUGCUCUGGAAUACAGUAAGAGGAAAGAAACUUGCUACAACAGGUUAGUAACAGUGACUCAGCUUCAUCGCUCCAAUCUGUCGUUGAUUAUUUUCCAUAUUAACCGCACAACCUGAAAUGAUUCAUUCCUCACCUGAACAGUUUUUCUACUAACUUGAGCUACGUUCCACACAUUCAUGUAUUGAGAAGUCGCCAGUAGGCGUUGCUACUACUACUACUACUACUACUAUUACUACUACUGGUUGCCAUAGUAACAUUCAUUUAUCAGCGGGUGGCAUAACUAACUAGCUUUCCAAGUAAUUUCUUGCGGCUAAAACGAAGCAUUCCCGAGGGAGAUUUGGCGUUUGUAUAGAUCUAACAUGCAGCAAAGACGAAGGAGAAGUAGUGUGCGCGCUCUUUGCCACGGAUCAUGUGCCGCUCUGUAUUUGCAUCACUUUUUUUCAUGUCGCUGAUCUGGACACGCCCACAUCUAGCCAGCUCCGAGUGAAAAUGGACGCUGUGGCACUGUGAGUUGCUGUAGCAUUAUUGAUUCGCCUAAAGCAGUGGUACGUAAAGCACCCCAAGCUAACACACGAAGUCGCAUUAAUGAAUUUACUUUUUUUACUCUUAUUCCUCCUUCAUAUUGCUGGGAAAACGAAUCAUGUGGUGCAGCGGAAUUUUCUAAAAUCAGCCUUAUUAGUCCCAAUAGCUUUACUUUGACCUGUUGCCGGUUUGUUUGUAUCCAAACCCUGUUUCUGGCUAAUUUCUCGAUCAUAAUGAAUGUACCUCAAGCUUUUUUUUUUCUUUCUAAAGACAAUGAGAUCACUCAUGAAUGUAGGCAUGUCUACUCAUGUACUGUGUGUGUGUUGUUUUUUCUUUUUCUUAAGGACCAUCUGGAUCUAAAUUUGAAAACCAUUCACCUGUAUAGUUUUCCUUAUGUCUGAGUCUCAAUGAAGUACUGAAUUUCAGCUGCAUGUUCAAUGUCUGUCUAUUUGCCAGUGUUUGCAUAUCAGAAUUCGGAAGAUUCAUCUAUAACAAAGAAACUCAAAUGGACUUGAAAAGUGUUUAUGAACUCUUCUUGUAUUUCAAAAUCACCUACAACCUUUUUUUCCAAUGACCUGACACA